This is a messenger RNA of Arachis duranensis, 614 nucleotides long. RefSeq lists its product as uncharacterized. NCBI's taxonomy places the organism in Eukaryota, Viridiplantae, Streptophyta, Magnoliopsida, Fabales, Fabaceae. The transcript has a single exon. The record is from RefSeq and is a predicted model, not a curated record. The coding region runs from base 127 to 459 and encodes 110 amino acids.
AAAGCAUCACGCCAAACCCACAAAUAAAAUAACCAGAUCUAAAAAAAUAACAAAUAGUAAUACUGAAGUAGCCAAAAUCAAUAGGCAAAUCUCCCGAAAAAACAACCAAACAAAGACGACCAAGCAAUGUUCUUCUUCUUUGCGGGUGGGUUAGAGCGGCAAGUGCGGCAGGUGCUAAAAUCCGGUGUGGGAAGGUGCAUAAACUGCGGAUCACGUGCCGACCUCGUGGAGUACGAGAAGGUUCUGAAGCUCUUCUUUGUUCCCGUCUGGCGGUGGCCAGGGAAGGAACCUCUCUUGUACUGCGACAAUUGCAGGUUCAUGUUCCCCCCACCACGGCUGCAGGAGUCGGCAUCGCUGUCUCCGGCGGCGGCUGUUUCCGAUGCCUUGCGGUGCCGAUUCUGUGACCGGUCGGUUGAGGCCCACUUCAGGUUCUGCCCCUUCUGUGGAUCCGAACUGUGAAAUGUUAGUUGUUGAGAAUAAAGUGUAAUUUUUUACUUUUAAUUCUAUAAGUGGGACUAAAAAUAAAUGAGAAAGAGAAUACAAUAAAUGAUGAGAUCUUUUACGGGAUAUCAUCUAAUUUUUUUUUACUGAAAAGUAUCCACUCCCGUAUUUUG